GUUAAACGUGUAAAUUACGCCCCUACUGUUCGAAAACUACCAAGUCUCCAGAAUCUGCCAACAUUAAGCUUAGACAAUCCAGAUCCAGGAAGACCAAGUGUAGAAUACACAGAUCCCGUGUUUGAAGACUUCAAUAAAAAUUCCUUGGGCAUGAUAGUGAUAUACGCCCAAACAAGUGAAUUUGGUCAGUGGGAGAUAAGAACUCCGAAAAGUGAAAAAUGGGAUCCUCUAUUAACUGGAAAAUCUUUCAUACCUAACACUUAUAAGAUGGGAUUUAUAUCUGGUGAAAAGUUUUGUUUGCUUCACAACUUGAGAAUGAAGAGCUACAAGCCUGUUCUGCUUAAUGCAACAGACAAGUUGAGGUUUCAUUCUCCUGCAAACCUCCCCUGGUGGAAUACAACUCAAGCAAAGCAAAACACCUUACUCAUUUUCUCAGCUUGGGACAUGUCGGAUUCUCUUAUUCCACAUGACUGGCCAUGCUCACUUCAUUCAUCAGUGUCUGCAGACCUUUUCUUGUUUUCACUUGAAUAUAGAGACUGUUCUGGACAAAACGUUGUCGAUAAACCUCUAACUGUUGACGCUUGUGGAGUUUGCAAUGGGGAUAAUAUGUCUUGUCAGAAUUUGGUGUGUAAUGGUGGCAACUCUUGUGACGUAUGUGGAACAAACGUUUCUGGGAUUUCCAAUCAAAGAGACUGUGCUGGAUCUUGUGAACAAGAAAACGCUCUACUUACCUUUGGCGACCAUGAAGUUUGUAUUUUGUUUAAUAUUGUUCUUCAACAACUGGAAAAUAUCGUUCAUCUUCUGAAUAUCGUUAUAUUUGAAGCUUCAGAACUAAGAGUUUAUGACUGUACUUCUAUCCGUUUUCACUCAUAUGCAAUCAUCCCAACCUCUUCAAGAACUGUUCACAUCAAUAUUAGAUCUCUAGAAGAAUUAAACUACACGAUGUUGAAUUGUGAAGUAUUUGACAAGGAGAAUAAUUCUUACACUGAGAAUAUUUCUGUGAAGGAGCUUUGGUCUCAUCAAAGAGGUUCCUACUCCCGGAUAUUCUUUUACAAAUCAAAGCUUACAGUGAAAUAUCAUUUGCUGGAUUAUAUGUUCUUUUUGGUUUAUUGCGAGAUGAACAUAAAUUUAACAACAGGAAUUCAUCGGGUCACUGAUCAACAGCUUUUUGUCUGGGAUACCGAAAUGUUUGUGGUUACGAACAUAACACCAUCUACAAUAAACAUCAAUGAAAAUGUGAAGGUGACAGUGGAAAUGCUGAAUAAAACAACGUCAGGAUUAUGGUGUUUCUUUGGCACUGUUCAAAAGAUGACCAUAGUUUCGAAGGCGAUUAUUCUGGGGCCAUAUUCAGUUCAAUGUGACCUUCCUAGCAUCUCAACACACAAUGUCUAUCAGUUAAUGAUAAUUCCUGAAUCAAAGAUUGUGAAUAAUUCAACACGAAUAUCAAUGUUUGUACCUAAUAAACAAGCACACAUAAAAACCAACAUUCCAGUAUCACUGGCACUUGAAGCUGGGAUUACAGAAGAACUGAAUGAAAUUAAGAUAACGUUUGAUAUUAAUCUCUACUUUAAUUACAACCCACAUCACUAUCACGAGAGGGGCGAAGAAAAGUUAAAGCUUCUGACCAACUCCGAGUCAUCUUGCAGGAUGUUUGGAAACUUUAUAUUUAUAUCUCUCCCAUCUGCUUUUAACUACACAUCCAAUAUGAAAAUAGAGUUUGUUGAAAGCCAUUUCGAAUAUGCUCCUAAGGGAGUCGUUCAUGUGAAGCUACCUCAUCAAACGGUUAAACCAAUACUACAUGUAGAAGGGCCAGAAAAAGUAUGCUCUGGUAUGCUACAAAUACACAUAUCAGAAGUAGUAGGAGGAGGUGUAUUUGGACUAAACUAUACGUGGUCAAUAACGCCCGACCUCAAAGUGAAUUUAGCAACCAUUUUUGACUUCCUGGAAAAUACAACCUCACUGCUGGAAAUUCCUGUUGAAAAGCUUGAACCAGGAGUGACCUAUAUAUUCUCUGUGUACGGUGAGAACAUUAUGGGCGUCAAGAGCGACACCUACUUCCACAGCGUAGUUCGGAUAAAUGACCAGAAGUUGACUGUAACAAUAGCUGGUCCUGAUGAAGUCAGUAUAUGGGCCGAGAACACAUUAGUUGCAGAAGUUGCGUGGUGUAGCAACGUUAGUCACCAAAUCUAUUCUCUAACUUAUUACUGGAGCGUGAACAGCAGCGAUUUUCAUCUUCCACAAGAAUGGGGGCCAGUACUCAGAAUCUCCAAAUAUAUGAAAGGCCAAAGAACUUACAAAUUUACAGUAACAGUAAUUGACGUAAUAAGCCUGGAAGUGCUCAGCCAAGCAACACACAUUGUCAGAACAAAAGAAAUCCCUCUGGUGGUCAGCACAGGGGUUUCAUCUUUAGUUGUGUUAUAUAAUCAAUCCUUCUGCCUCAAUGGGUCACGUUCUUAUGACCCAAGCAAAGAGCAAGAACCCAUGUAUUAUAGAUGGAUGUGUUCCCUUAGCAACGGAUUGGCGUGUUAUAUCACACAGAAAGAAGGGAGUAUGUUGAGACUAGAACAAACCCUUGGAGACAUUUUCUCUUCUGUACUCUGUAUUGAUGGAGGGGUCCUUUUACCAGAAGAGUGA
Molecule: messenger RNA, 2634 nt
Organism: Limulus polyphemus (Atlantic horseshoe crab)
Lineage: Eukaryota; Metazoa; Arthropoda; Merostomata; Xiphosura; Limulidae
Exons: 16
Source: RefSeq, a predicted model, not a curated record